AUGUUCAACCUGUAUCAGAACUUGAACAAAAGGGACGACGAUCACAAGGAAUCGGACGUCACAGGGCACGACAGAUUUUGGCAGGAACGACCCAAGACCCGUCGAAAACGACGAGCCGUUAAUCGAAGGACUCAAAGUGCUAUCGAAUUAGAUUCCGAGGCGAUCGUCUCGGCACGAGGUGCUCUUCGCCGUGGAAGAAGCGCGAGCAUCGAAGAUGAAGACAGUGACGAAGAGAAGAGUUACCAGUUGACCAAUAAAAUCGACAAUCUAGCCAAAAUAUUGUUCAAUCGCGUAUCCGCUGCAAGGGGUUGCAAGGAAUCGGACGUCAGAAAUGGAAGACACAAUUAUACAGCGUUGGGUCACGGACCAUCGGUCUGCGAGGACGUUGGCGAAUACAUGGAAAUGGAGAAAAGAUCUAGGGAUCGUGCCUUAUCAGUUUGCCAGGCUUAUAUUCGAAGAACGCCACGCUAUAGUCUCGUCAAGCAGCUGAAUAAUCUCGGCUCUAGAAUGGACAAGCACUGGUUCACGGUGAGAGACACUUCUCUAAAGACCGAUCGACUAAUCACCUUAGCUCCGCUAAGCAGAAACUGCUCGUUGAGCAUUUCUCCUUUAACUAAGAACAUUCUGAACGACUUGUUCUUAGCCUUGCAACAUCCGUACAUAUGUCCUAUAUUCGAUAUCGAUUUUCUCGAGUUCGAGAGUCAAAAUUACGUGAUAGUAGUGCAGCCGAUCAGUCAAGGUAGCUUAAAAGAUUUGAUCUAUGGGAUCGAAAGAACCGGUUGGAACGAAGAUUGGAGUCAAAAGUACGCUUCUCGCGGCAAAGGACUUCCUUUACCUCAGGUUCAACAAAUGGGACGUCAAGUGCUGGAAGCGUUAAUCUUCUUGAAAGAAAGAGGAUUUCCAACCGUGACCCAUUUACAUUCCGGUAACGUGCUCGUACAAAACGGUGUCGCACGGCUUGCCGGCCUCGAGAACACGCUCCUCGGCUUCACCAGUCGUAUACACCCUGUUAUUACCUCUCGAAUUUCUCAAACAAUCUCGAUCGACAUAAUAUGUUUCGGUCACAUGCUAUUUGAAAUGUGCGCUGGUUACGAGUUACCAUCGUUUAAACCGAAUUCCGUGCAUCUUUCGGAUCUUGAAAUGUAUCCACAAGUCAUCGAAUUACUGAAAUUCAUAUUCAGCGAACCAUCUAACCGUCAUAAAACCAUCGAAGAGCUUCUCGUUCACGAUUUAUUCCGAAACAUCGAUCUUCGCGAAAUGCGAAGUGCUCCAGUCACGAUAUUUCGUCCGACAUUAACACCGCCUAUCGUCAACUUACUCGACGGUAUUAAACGACAGAACGCUAACAAGAGAAUCACACGUUUGGAUAGCGGAGACAUCGAUGCGACGACUCUGCACAGACCGCAUACAGUUUGCAAGAAUUCGUUACUCGACGAAAUAUACAACGAGCUUUCAAACACGGCUGUAUAAUUGUGGGAACAAUUGUUCAUCUUGUCGCGAUUUUAUCUAUAGAAGAUCCAUACGUUUCUUUACCGAGUGCCAAACAAUUCUCCUCGAUUCUUUAUUCUUAGCAGUUGUGUAUAUCUCUGAACGAAUUUAUUAAAAAAGAG
Molecule: messenger RNA, 1610 nt
Organism: Osmia lignaria (orchard mason bee)
Lineage: Eukaryota; Metazoa; Arthropoda; Insecta; Hymenoptera; Megachilidae
Gene: Slob
Product: Slowpoke binding protein
Biological process (GO): protein phosphorylation
Cellular component (GO): cytoplasm
Molecular function (GO): protein serine/threonine kinase activity; ATP binding
Source: RefSeq, a predicted model, not a curated record